AUGCAGUGCAUUAAUGGCACCCGUGAAGUUAGAGCGGGGGCAUUUAGAGCCAUAUGCAGAGUUGACACCCUUAGGUUGGGUGAUUGCCGGCCCAGUCCCCGCCUCCAAUGGUCAGGAGAAGCGUGUCCUGUGUGUCCACGGUCGGAGGACGAAGGCGAUGCUAAUCGAGAGUUACGAAAGUUCUGGGAUGUGGACAGUUUCGGUGUUCGGGCGAGAUUAGUCACCUUACACGCUGGUGAGCAGAAAGCCUUGGACAUUCUUGAUCAAUCAUGCAAGCAGCAGGAGUUUGGUUAUCAACUCGGACUUCUUUGGAAAACGAACAGACCUAGUUUACCUAAUAAUUAUGACACUGCCCUGAAACGCCUAGAAUCGGUUGAACGUCCCCUUUUGAAAGAUCCGAAGUUAGCUGAGGAAUAUAUAAAAGCGAUAAAUGCAUAUGUUGAAAAGGGAUUUGCACGCAAGUUAUCGGAAGAAGAGCGCGUAAAACAUGGUGAACAGUGGUUCCUACCCCAUCACCCUGUUCUCUCCCCACACAAACCCUUACCGAGAGUAGUAUACGAGAUGAACGUAUGUGUACCCGAUGUGUACGAGAUGAACUGUCUGUUAUUUGGAGAUAAAUCUUCACCCUGCGAGGCAAACUAUGCUGUGAUUCGCACCACCGAAGACAACAAGGAAGAAUGGCCCGUCGCAGCCGCAGUGGUCAAGCGUGAUAUAUUUGUUGAUGAUUUAUAUACGUCCUGUUAUGAUGAUGAUGAAGCAAUAACAUUGCGGAAGGAUGUGACAAAUUUGAUGGCGAAGGGUGGAUUCCCGACGCGCAAGUGGCUCUCGUCGUCACGAAAGGUCCUGGAAACGAUACCCGAAGAAGAAAAGGCUGUCCCAAAUAAGAACGUAAAUAGUCGAGAACUUCCGUCAGGGCGUGCGUUGGGGGUGAAAUGGGAUGCAAAGUCCGACAAUCUAGGCUUUGCAUUAGCACACAUUGAUCGUCCGAAGGCGCAAAAUACAAAGCGAGGUAUUCUGAAAAGAUUGGCUGCAUUGUACGACCCGUUGGGCUGGGCUAGUCCUUACGUUGUCCGUGCCAAGAUUCUUCUGCAACGCACCUGGUCUCGUGGCCUCCAGUGGGAUGAACAACUUCCACCGGACUUAGCAAUCGAAUGGCAGAAGUGGGAGGAGGAGAUGAUUUGGCUUAAAGCUUUCUCGGUCCCGCGCUAUAUCUACCGUGAGCCUUCGAAAGUCUGGUCUAAGUUUCUCAUAGUCUUUUGUGAUGCUUCAGAAGUAGCCUACGCCGCUGCUGCCUUUAUACGUGCAAAGUCAACCGAUGGAGAUUACGUGUGCCAUUUGAUUAUGUCGAAGACUCGUUUAAUGCUGCUUAAGACAGUCUCUAUUCCGCGCGGAGAAUUGAUGGCUUGUCAACUUGCUGUCCGACUGGCGAAGUCUGUCUGUGAGCAACUGGGACUUGACAAGUGUCGUGUCAAGUAUCUGUCUGAUUCCACGACUGCGUUAUGGUGGAUCAAGGGUGAGCCAAGGAAAUUUCGUCCAUUUGUUGCCAAUCGAGUGGCAGAGAUCCUGUCGGAGAGUGAUCCAAUUCAGUGGCAUCACGUUGGCACGAAGCUGAAUAUUGCAGAUAUUGCGAGCAGAGGAACGUCUGUAGCUGAUAUUUCCGCUGAUUCAACCUGGAUUCAGGGACCAGAGUUCUUAAAGUCUGAGUUCUCUGAGUGGCCUGUUGAUAAAGUUGCAGUUGAUUUUCCAGAGCCAAGUCAAGCGGAGUUGAAGAAAUCGGUUUUGAAGGUAAAGGUCGCACCAGCGAAGCCAGUUAUUGAUCCUGCGGCGUAUUCUAGCUGGAUCAAACUCACCCGAAUAACCGUAUGGAUAUUUCGCAUGUGUAACAAUCUGCGCAACAAAAGAAACGAAUAUCGGGACCGUUGACUGUGGACGAACUCGAUAAUGCUAACUUGUACUGGAUCAGAUGGGGCCAGAGCGAUCGCUUCCAAGACGAAAUCGAAGCGUUGAGAAAGGGUCGUCCGGUUUCACGAGAUAGUCGUAUUGCAAGUCUCGAUCCCCAACUCGUGGACGGUGUUUUACGGGUAGGCGGCAGAAUCGAAAAGGCGGAAAUUCCAUGGGAGUCGAAGCAUCCAGUUAUAUUGGACCACGGACAUGAUGUCACCCGGUUGAUCGUGAUCCACUACCACCGAAAACUUAUCCACGCGGGAGUCGAACAUGUCUUUAAUCACGUACGUGAGAAAUACUGGAUUUUGCACGGUCGAGCCGAAGUUAAGAACUGUACAGUUAAGUGCCCACUAUGUUUUCGCCGUCGUGUUAAACCUAUGACGCAGAGAAUGGCUAAUUUACCGAAGGUACGUCUCGCAGGCGC
Messenger RNA from Paramuricea clavata, 2368 nucleotides. Lineage: Eukaryota; Metazoa; Cnidaria; Anthozoa; Malacalcyonacea; Plexauridae. The record is from the annotation of a GenBank genome assembly.